CCCUCUACCCCCACAUACCAAACUCGGAAGAGACUCAUGGCUACUUGAAUCUCUAAAACUACCAGACUACACUUCCAUAUAUACAACAAAUCUCGCUCUCUUUCUCAUCCUUUUGUACCUAGAAAACAUGGCUGGGUUGGGAGUAGAGAACACUGUCGUUUCAGCUCAACUUAUAGACAACAAAACUCUAGCAGAUUUUGAGCCUGCAAACAAACCUAAAAGAAAUAUGUUUGCUUUUGCUUGUGCUGUACUUGCUUCCUUAACUACCAUCUUACUUGGUUAUGAUAUUGGAGUGAUGAGUGGAGCUAUAAUCUUUAUAAAAAAGGACCUCAAAAUCAACGAUGUUCAAGUUGAAAUCCUUGUCGGUAUCCUCAACUUGUGCUGUCUGGUUGGUUCAUUCGCAGCCGGUAGAACCUCCGACUGGAUAGGCCGCCGUUACACCAUCGUGUUGGCCAAUGCCAUUUUCUUCGUGGGAGCUCUCCUCAUGGCCUUCGCAACCAACUACGCUCUCCUCAUGUUCGGUCGUUUCAUCGGUGGUAUAGGCGCCGGCUUUGCCAUCAUGAUUGCUCUUGUUUAUACUGCUGAACUCUCCCCUGCUUCAUCCCGUGGUUUCCUCACCUCAUUCACGGAGGUUUCUAUUAAUGGUGGUAUAUUAUUAGGGUACGUUUCGAACUAUGCAUUUUCGAAGCUACCAAUGAACUUAGGCUGGCGAUUCAUGCUCGGCGUUGGGGCAAUUCCAUCUGUUUUCUUGGGUGUUGGGGUUCUGGCGAUGCCAGAGUCGCCGCGUUGGCUGGUCAUGCAAGGUCGACUCGGUGAAGCCAAGAGAGUGCUUGAUAAAAGCUUGGACAGCAAAGAGGAAGCUCAGCUUAGACUCAAUGAUAUCAAAGAAGCAGUUGGGAUCCCUGCCAGUUCAACAGACGAUGUUGUUCAAGUCCAAAAGCAAAGCCAUGGAGAAGGCGUGUGGAGAGAGUUGCUUGUAUACCCCACACCAGCUAUCAGGCAUGUGUUGAUUUGCAUCAUCGGGAUUCAAUUCUUCCAGCAAUCGUCCGGCAUAGAAGCUGUCGUUUUAUACAGUCCAAGGAUUUUUGAAAAAGCCGGGAUCACAUCAUCAAAUGAUAAGCUACUCGCCACCGUAGCUGUCGGUUUCGUCAAGACAAUCUUUAUCUUGGUGGCCACGUUUUUACUCGACAGAAUCGGACGGCGUCCGUUGCUCUUAAGCAGUGUGGGGGGCAUGGUCGCGUCAUUGGCUGCAAUCGCAUUUUCCCUAACUAUCAUCGAUCAUUCGGAGGAGAAACUAGUGUGGGCCAUUGGACUGUGCAUCACAAUGGUUUUGGCGUUCGUGGCAUUUUUCUCGAUUGGGAUGGGACCCAUAGCUGGUGUCUACACCUCGGAGAUCUUCCCGUUGAGGCUACGCGCGCAAGGGGUGAGUAUGGCAGUGGCGGUGAACAGGGUGACGAGUGGGGUCACCGCUAUGACGUUUAUUUCCUUGUAUAAUGCAAUCACAAUUGGCGGCGCCUUCUUCUUGUUCGCUGGGAUAGCUGCCAUGGGUUGGGUGUUUUUUUACACAUGUGUGCCUGAGACACGAGGGAAAACUCUUGAGGAAAUGGAAGGGCUUUUUGGUAAAUUGGUCGGUUGGAGGGAGGAGGCUAAGAAGAUGAAGUCAACGGUAAUGGAAGAAGAAAGCCGUCAGGUUCAGUUAGGAAAUACUACUUCCGACUGCCGCUAAGGUUCAAUGAUCUUAGGGUAGUUUAGUAAAAAUAUAUAUAGAAGAUUGGAAGAGUAGUUUUAAAUUUUUAUUUAUCCCAUCCCUGGUUUUUCUUUGCGAGGAAAUGAAGUUGUGAGUUAUGACUCUCGGAAGUCGAAAAUGGAAAAUGCAAGGAUAAAACCUUUAUGCAAUGGAAAAGGAUCAACACCUCUGCCUAUCACGUUAAACAAA
Theobroma cacao (cacao) is the source of this 1936-nucleotide messenger RNA. RefSeq names its product polyol transporter 5-like. NCBI's taxonomy places the organism in Eukaryota, Viridiplantae, Streptophyta, Magnoliopsida, Malvales, Malvaceae. The record is from RefSeq and is a predicted model, not a curated record. Gene Ontology annotation, biological process: transmembrane transport. Gene Ontology annotation, molecular function: carbohydrate:proton symporter activity. Gene Ontology annotation, cellular component: membrane.